AACGAUGACAGCGGCACGUGUGGCAUGGCGGAUACUGUUGUUAGUAACGCCGAGUGAGCGUCGUACGUUUACUGAGAGUCGAAAAUUUGAGUGAGCUGACUAAAAACCGGCGCGAUGAAGGAAGAAACCGUGCUAAGUCUGAAAUGGCAGAGUUUUCCGUCUCACUUGGCGGUCUCGCUCGAUACCUGCUAUGAAAAACAACAAUUUGUGGACUUAUCUUUGGUGUGCAAGGAUGGCACAAUACUAAAGUGUCACAAAAUGGUACUGGCCAACUCUAGCACGUUCUUCCGUCGACUACUCAUGGCAAAUGAUCAUCCGCAUCCGAUGAUCAUUCUCCACGACAUCGAGGCGGACGACCUUAAGACCAUUGUCAACUUCAUGUAUUGCGGUGAGAUACAAGUAGUGCAAAGUGAGGUUAGGCGGCUGCUCAAACUCGCCGAGAUCCUCGAAGUUACCGGGCUACGGCAUAUCCAGACCUCGGUAAUGGCCGGUGAAAUGAACCACACAACCACUAGCGAAGGCUCGAGGAAGCCUGCCGCGGUGUCACGUCUGAAGUUAGAGGAGGCGAGGAAUCUGCCCGGCAGGGUCAGCACCGAAUCGCAUGCCGAAAUAAACACCCGAACGCAGAUCAAAUCCGCCGCUCAGGCGAGAUUCACCGCUCACCCGUCGUCCCAUUCGCACAAGAACAUACCCAAAGCUAUUCCCCAAGACAACAUGGCCAUUAGGAAGAACGAGGAGAUCAGCAUAAACGCGCUGAAUCAACGGCUCGAGACCGGUAACUCCGGCAUCAGUAUUGUAGAUAUUAACGACUUACCAAGCACCAGCAAGGGACUGCCUCAGUCUUGCCAGAAGAGAAAGGAUCCUGUAGAUCCUGCCAUCAGUUGGCCAUCCAUACUGUCUGCAAUCUCCAAGGACAAGCCGUUACCUCUGAAGAAACUGUGCAUCAUGGAUGAGGUGGAGAUCACAGCAGGGAAAUCUUGUGCACCGUUGCUUGCGUCCUGUGCACAGGACAGCAAGCAGAACGAGCCAUUAGAUAGGAGGAAAGUCAGAAACAGCUCUGCCUUUGAUCACGGCAUGAAGUAUGCAGUCUAUAUCAAGGAUGAGGUCGAUAUAUUGCCAGAUGUAGAGGAGGAUGUUGACAUGGACCCCUUGGAGAUAGACGAGAUCGACAACGACAAUUCGGAGACUAGCAAAGCACCUACGCAGAUGUUCCACUAUGCUCGACGCACUGCGAGGUAGAACACUCGUCCUCGCGCGAACUGUCUCUCUUCUGUACAAGAUCCAGGUGUUAGAGAUCAACAGUGACUAUCGAGAAAGCAUAAAACAUUUUUCUGUCCAUAAACAGUUUCUCUGAAUUUGAUGUAUUUCAAUAUUUAUACAUACACACACAUAUACAGAGAAUGAAAGCUCACAGAUCAUUCUUCCUCUGAACAAAAGGUUUUUAUGAGAGUUAGGACUUUAUUAUAAAAUACACUGUUUUUUGUUAUGCAUUUA
This is a messenger RNA of Odontomachus brunneus, 1494 nucleotides long. Its product is annotated as longitudinals lacking protein, isoforms H/M/V-like. The record is from RefSeq and is a predicted model, not a curated record. Gene Ontology annotation, biological process: regulation of transcription by RNA polymerase II. Gene Ontology annotation, molecular function: protein binding. The transcript has a single exon. NCBI's taxonomy places the organism in Eukaryota, Metazoa, Arthropoda, Insecta, Hymenoptera, Formicidae. Gene Ontology annotation, cellular component: nucleus. Bases 115 to 1239 code for a protein of 374 amino acids.